AUGGAUACAUACACCCACACCCCUAACUAUAACACUAUCGUUGAUGAGAAAUUAUCGGGUGGUGAACGACAGCGUCUAGCCAUUGGGCGAGCAUUGAUUGGCAACCCGAAAAUUCUACUUCUUGAUGAAGCAACAUCAGCAUUAGACAAUGCCAGUGAACGACUCGUUCAGCAAGCUCUCAAUCAAGCUAAACUCGGUCGUACUACGAUCGUUAUCGCACAUCGUCUUUCUACUAUUCGAAAUGCUGAUCUAAUCAUAACAAUGAAACAUCAUGAAGGUAUCGUCGAAAUCGGCACACAUGACCAACUUAUGCGUAAUAAAAGUCACUAUUUCGAACUGGUCAAAGCACAGAAACUAGAUUCACAUAUAGAAGUUUCUGAUGAGCAUAAAACGUCCGAACAGAACGAGUCAACCGAUAAUAAGUCUUUAUGUGAAUCUUUGGCAAGAACGACAUCAUCAGCAAGUUCAGUAAAUCUCCAAGAACAAUUCACUGUGAAGCAGGAAACCAAAAGGAGAUUUUGCUGUACCCAUCGGUCAUUAAUUCUUCGUCUACUAGGUUUCAAUCGGCCCGAAUGGCCAUUCAUUGCUAUUGGUACAAUUACCGCUACGAUGGCUGGCGCAGCCGAACCAAUAGUGGGUGUCAUAUUUUCAUCUGUCUACCAUCAAUAUGCCAAUACUGAUGUUCAGAAUCAGAUUCGUGAAACACGUAAUCUCGCUUUGAUCAUCUUCUUCCUACACCUAGUCGAUGGAUUUUUUAUCUGGACUAUGAUAUGGUCGUUUGCUGUCUCAGGAGAACGUUUGACUAAACGUAUGCGUCUCAUGGCAUUUUCUGCAAUGCUUCGACAAGAAAUCGGUUUUUUCGACACGGAAAAAAAUUCAGUUAGUGCUCUAACUACUCGACUCUCUGCAGAUGCAUCAGCAUUGAAGGGUCUAUCAGGCAUUCGAAUAGGAGUGACUUUACAAGCAUUUGGUGCACUUUUGACGGCUAUUGUUAUUUCAUUUCAAGCUGGAUGGAAAUUAUCUUGUGUUAUGUUUUGUUUUGCUCCUUUAAUGGCAUUUUCCGGUCUUUUACAAGGACAAAGUCAGUCGAAGUCGGGCAAAACUAAAUCCUCAAGCAGUUGGGCUGAUCAAGGAUCACAAUGUGCCGCUGAGGUAUUUAACAAGAUACGCACAGUGGCAGCACUCGGUUGUGAAGAGUAUUUUAUUGAUAAAUUUGAAAAUGCAUUUAAUAAAAGCUUCUACGCCUUUCUUCCAAAAAUUCAUAUGCGAGCUAUCGGUUAUGGUAUAUCGAAUUCUUUGAUUUUCUUCUUGCAUAUCACAACGUUUACCUACGGUUCAAAACUAGUUGAAAACAAUGAAAUGUCGGUCGAUCAGGUUUUUCGAAUAUUUAUUGUUAUCACUUUUGCUGCUACAGCAGUUGGUCAAAGCAUUUCAAUGNAAUAUUCAAAAGCUCGGUCAGCAGCUCUACGAAUUUUCUCGUUGAUUAAACGACAACCAUUCAUUCACAUGAAUGAAGGUAUUUCAUUGGUAAGAUGUUAUUGGUAUACUCUCAGACAAGUCUCCUUCAAGAAGAAUCUCUGUUUUUGUUUGUUGUAAUUCAAUAGUCAGCUGAUCAGAUCAUCGGCGAAAUCGAAUUCAAAAAUGUUUAUUUCUCGUAUCCGAUGCGUGAGAAAAAAUUUGUACUACGGAAUUGUUCGUUCACAUGUUCUCCGCAUACAUCGAACGCAUUCGUCGGAAAAUCAGGUUAUGGGUAUGUCCAUCGAAUGAAGGACAUUCUCAUAUGUGUAU
Molecule: messenger RNA, 1788 nt
Organism: Adineta ricciae
Lineage: Eukaryota; Metazoa; Rotifera; Eurotatoria; Adinetida; Adinetidae
Source: the annotation of a GenBank genome assembly